AUGGGUACUUCGCAGUUUCAGCAGCUGGAUAAGCUCGGCGAGGGUACUUAUGCCACGGUUUACAAGGGCCGCAAUCGGGAAACGGGUCAGCUGGUCGCGCUCAAAGAGAUCAAUCUCGACAGCGAGGAGGGCACACCGUCGACGGCGAUUCGGGAAAUCUCCCUGAUGAAAGAACUGAAACACGAGAACAUUGUUACAUUGUAUGAUGUGAUUCAUACGGAAAAUAAAUUGAAUCUUGUAUUUGAAUUUAUGGACAAAGAUCUCAAGAAGUUCAUGGAGGUCAACGGCAACAAGGGUGCCUUGGAGUUGGGCCAGGUCAAGGCGUUUAUGUUCCAAUUGCUGAAGGGCGUGAUGUUUUGCCACGAUAAUCGGGUUCUGCAUCGCGAUCUGAAGCCUCAAAACCUGCUUAUCAGUACGAAAGGCGUGCUCAAACUCGCCGAUUUUGGCCUGGCUAGAGCGUUUGGUAUUCCCGUCAAUACCUUCUCAAACGAGGUGGUCACUCUUUGGUACCGUGCUCCCGAUGUGCUCAUGGGAUCACGUACCUAUUCGACAUCCAUCGAUAUGUGGUCUGCCGGGUGUAUCAUGGCUGAGAUGAUCACCGGCCGUCCGCUGUUCCCCGGUGCCUCAAACGACGACCAGCUGCAACGUAUUUUCAAGUUCAUGGGUACUCCCAACGAGCAGACUUGGCCUGGAGUGUCGAGCCUCCCGAACUAUAAUGCCAACUUUUAUGUGUUCCCGCCUCAGGAUCUCCGCCAGGUCAUCCCCCAGCUUGACCAUGUCGGCCACGACCUGCUAGCUCAGCUGUUGCAGAUGCGUCCUGAAGCGCGAAUCACUGCUCGCGAUGCUCUUCAGCACCCAUGGUUCGCAGAGUACCACCAUCUUUACCGCUAA
Molecule: messenger RNA, 891 nt
Organism: Wickerhamiella sorbophila
Lineage: Eukaryota; Fungi; Ascomycota; Dipodascomycetes; Dipodascales; Trichomonascaceae
Product: Negative regulator of the PHO system
Exons: 1
Coding region: 1-891 (296 amino acids)
Biological process (GO): protein phosphorylation
Cellular component (GO): cytoplasm; nucleus
Molecular function (GO): cyclin-dependent protein serine/threonine kinase activity; ATP binding
Source: RefSeq, a predicted model, not a curated record